Molecule: messenger RNA, 649 nt
Organism: Ambispora leptoticha
Lineage: Eukaryota; Fungi; Glomeromycota; Glomeromycetes; Archaeosporales; Ambisporaceae
Source: the annotation of a GenBank genome assembly
GGCAACCCUACGCCCAGCAAACAGAACUGUGGUUUUUCGUGGAUUUGCCGGGGAAAAAAAUAAUUAUGAUAAUGGUGGACCAGCACCAAUUGUGGCUGCUGAGCCACAAAUUAAGAGUGGCUUGUUAGUUGUAACGACAGAUCUCAGAUCGCAAGUGGUUAAUCAUCUUUUGCAAAACUCUAGUUUUGAAGCGGCGUGGUGGUUCUCCGUAACAGGCGAACAAUUUCGCCUUAGCGGUGACGCAUACGUACUUCCGCACCCAUCACACUCAUUACUCGCAGUUUUCCCAUCAAAAACCCUCGCAACAAACUACUUUACUCCACCAACUCCAGAAUUUAAUUGGGAAGCGGAAAGAAUACGAUUCUGGCAUAAAAUGCCAGCUGAACUACGCGCGUUUUAUACACGUCCAACACCAGGAACUCCAAUUAAAGAACAAGAAGAGGAUAAUUAUUUGGAAAAGUUGUCAGCUGUUGGAGAAACAGAGUCUGAAAAAGAACUGGUGAAAAAAGCUUUGGAAAAUUUCGCAUUGAUUGUUAUGAAGGCAAAUGCAGUUGAUUACUUACAGUUAUACACGACUCCAAAUAAACGUACGAAAUGGCUUUUUGAUGAAACUACCAAUCAGUGGGAAUCGUUCAAAGUUUUUCCAUAA